UGUUCCAAGUUGUGUAGUUGUUUGCUCAGAGACAGAGAGAGAGAGAGCAGUCAAUUUCAAUGACGAACUAUGUGAGGGUGAUGCUGAGAGAAAAAGAGAAAGAGAUGGGAGCAGGGAGUCUGAUGAACUAUGCAGUAGAGAAGUCCAAGGAAUUGCCAGCGGUGGUAGGGAACAUGGGCGCUGAUUUGAUGGGUAAGGCGGAGGAGAAGUGGAAGGAAUUGGCGCCGAACAUGGGCGGAGAUUUGAUGGGUAAGGUGGACGAGAUGUUUCCACCAGAGACUAUAAAAGAGCAAAUCCAACGUUUCAUCCAACAUUUGAUCCAAGUUUGUCAACAUUUGAUCCAAGUUUGUCAACCUUAUAUCAUCCCCGCCAUAGCUGCUGGUGUUCUGAUCAUCCUCCUUUGUUGUUGCGGUGCAUUGUUUAUCAACAUAAUUAUCCUAAUAAUAAAGUUUGUCUUUAAUAUAAUAAAGUCUGUCGUUUGUUGUUUUGGCCGCGGCACUAUCCUAAUAAUAAAGUUUGUCUUUAAUAUAAUAAAGUCCGUCUUUUCUUGUUUUGGCCGCGGCACUGUCUCUGGUGGGAAGGCAAUUAAGAUGAUGAUAGCUCCCGGGACCAGAGGGGCUCGUGUGAUAGUCAGGUCUGUCUUUGAAAGCAACCCCGCUGCUUACUUUAGUGGUCUCCGAGGAAGGUAGUGAUGAACAUGAACAUGAUCAUGAAAUUCUCUUGUAAUAACAACCCUUGUGUUUACUUGUUUGAACUAAGUAUGUUUGCUCUGUUAAUCUAUAGUUUUGUCUGUUUUUCUUGUUUCCCAUGCUCACUAACCAUGUGGAAAGGUUUGGAUCAACUCUUUAUCUGUAAAUGUUACAUAUGGUAUGUGUUUAAGGUAUAACUCUGAUAUGAUGAUCACAAGUUGUCUUUAUUUACAAUGUAUUCGGCUUUAGUUUUGGAUUAUUUCAUCAUCUUCAUGAACCA
Camellia sinensis is the source of this 969-nucleotide messenger RNA. The record is from RefSeq and is a predicted model, not a curated record. NCBI's taxonomy places the organism in Eukaryota, Viridiplantae, Streptophyta, Magnoliopsida, Ericales, Theaceae.